Messenger RNA from Sphaerodactylus townsendi, 2564 nucleotides. RefSeq names its product cyclin Pas1/PHO80 domain containing 1 (gene CNPPD1). The record is from RefSeq and is a predicted model, not a curated record. The transcript has 8 exons. Gene Ontology annotation, cellular component: nucleus; cyclin-dependent protein kinase holoenzyme complex. Gene Ontology annotation, molecular function: protein kinase binding; cyclin-dependent protein serine/threonine kinase regulator activity. NCBI's taxonomy places the organism in Eukaryota, Metazoa, Chordata, Lepidosauria, Squamata, Sphaerodactylidae. Gene Ontology annotation, biological process: regulation of cyclin-dependent protein serine/threonine kinase activity. Bases 227 to 1501 code for a protein of 424 amino acids.
CAGUCGGGUUAGGUGGAAGAGGCGGGAGCGGAAAGACCCGCCUCCUCGCCCGUCCCAGGAAGGGGAAGGCGAGAAGCCUCUUUGGGCCUUCCAUUUUCUUUGGCGGCAUCCGAACCCGUAAGGGGGGGUACUUUGAUAUCUGGGCGCCGCCUAACCCAAGGCAGAGGCAGCCGGAGCCGGGAAAGGCGCAUUCCAAGCUCCGAACCCGCCUCGUGGAACCAGCAGGAUGGACCUGAACGGGCUUCUUUUGGACGAGGAGGGCACUUUUGCCUUGAGCGGGUUCCAGGAGUUCACGUUUCUUCCCAGGCAUCAGCAACUAAGCGAUCGAGUACGCAAGAGGCUUUACUAUGGUUGGGAUAAGGAAAAUGGUCUUGAUAAUCUCUCAAGUCCAGUUGCAGAUAUUGCUGUUGAAUUGCUCCAGAAAGCUGCUCCCAGUCCCAUUCGCAGGCUCCAGAAAAAAUAUGUAUCUCAUGUCUCCCGGGAGGCUUGCAUCUCUCCCUGCUCCAUGAUGUUGGCCCUGGUUUAUAUUGAGAGACUUCGGCACCGUAAUCCUGAAUAUCUGCAGCAAAUCUCUUCCUCUGACCUCUUCUUGAUCUCCAUGAUGGUUGCCAGCAAGUACCUGUAUGAUGAAGGGGAAGAGGAAGAGGUGUUUAAUGAUGAGUGGAGUGCUGCAGGCAAAGUGGAAGUACAGACUCUGAACACACUGGAGAUGAAUUUCCUUCAUGCCAUUGACUGGAGCCUCUACACAAACCCUAAGGAACUUCUUGAAGUGCUCAGCUGCCUCGAAGGGCGUGUGGCUGAGAAGCAGGGCAUCCAGCGUGGCUGGUUCACCUACACCGAUCUGUGUGUUUUGAUGGAGCAAACACUGUGGCAACAGGCAUUGGGUCAGUUCUACCAACACAUAGCCAAGUUGGCUUGCCUUCUUGGAAUGGUGUACCUGACAGGCAUUGCAGCUGUCCUUGCCUCUGCUGCUGUGGUGCACCAUACUGUACAUGCAAAGAGGGCUGACCCUUCUGAAUUGGCAAGCAGUAAACCUGCCCUGGCACCUUACCUGCCUCUCUUGUCUUCAGUUCAGCACCUGGAUAGCAACUUGGCUCUACCUAAUGGCUCUCUGUGUCCAGGAACAGAGAAUGUGACCUUGCAUGGUGAACAGCAGCAUGAAGGGACCAAUGGUAUCAUGGCUACAGCACUUUACAUGUGGGGCAGUGUCAUCACUGCCCUGUCUUCUGCACCGUCGUCCUCCAUCUGUCACUCGUUUUGUCCACACUGCAGUCAAGCUGGCCUCACUUGUGGGACAGCCAAUCACACAGCUCCUAACCCUUCUACCCAGUCAGCUCUUUCCGGACUUGCUGCUCACUGCACCAGCUGCAUGUGCUGGGGAUGGCACCUUCCUGUGCCCCACAAUUGCAAAGACUGGCCUGAACCACUGGCACUGCAGCAGUGCCCCUCACAGGCUGCCUUGGAGCUUGGAAGGAUCAAGGCCUUCAUGUUCCCUAGUUAGGGUUGGAGACAGCAGGUAGAGUUUAGGGUUUGGGGGAGCAGCAUCUGGGGCACCUUGAUCAGCAAUGCUGUGAGUGUUUGGAGGGUAUAAGGAUGCAAGGCAGGAAAGGGUAUGAAAGACUGGGGCCUGUCAUUGUGUCUCCUUUCAGCUUGAUACCAACUCUCGUAACCAGCUCUCAAAAACUCCAUCAUCAUUUUUGCGUUUACUCCCUUCCAGCAAUUUAGUAGCUAUGCUCAAGAGUGUCCAAGAGUUUGCUGAAAGGAUGCUUCCCAUUUUGGAGGCAUCUAGAACAGUUAGGAUGAAGACUGGAACCAUGAAGCCUGGAUCAUUCAUAACCUUACUUCUCCUGAGCUAAUAAGUUGCCUUGGCAAACCUGACUUCCCUCAGUAUGUAAAAUAUAGGGGUGGGUUUUACACAUUUGAGAGUGCUAAAAUCAGGCUUUCUAGCUUGUCCAGUAAUUUGUGGGAUGCAAUGAUUUAUUAUGACAAAUGCCAGCAAUUCUGCACCUCAGGCUACCAAACAUGUAUGUACUACAUAAUUAUGUAUUACAUAAUUAAAAACAUUGGGCAUCAUGCAAUGCCUCCUGGCUUGUGUGGCAGCGUUCUUGAGGAACUAGGCAGAAAUGAUCUGUGGUGACUCCCUUCCGCAGUGACAAAUGCCAACAAUUCUACAUCAUCAAGCUAUCAAGCGAUAGCUGUAUUUACACUAAGCCAUUAUUAGAAUAAUAUGGAAACUCACUGUUAAUGUUCUAAUACUGAUCUAGUGCUUCCUACUUGGGCAGCCAUUUUUACAAGCCAUGCAGGACUAGCUUGUGAUUUCCUUCAGCCACAGCACAGGGAAAGAAAGGGGAAGACAGUUACGUAAAAAUAAUUUUGGUGCUUUGGUACCCCUACCUGAUGUGUUGUGAGUGCUUGACUGCCCAGUCUUUAAAUCGUGGGGUGGGGGGUGUGGGAGGUGUGGCAGACAUUAUCUACCCAUAAAUUUUCUCAGCACUUUUUUGCUGUAGUUUUUUCACUUAUUUCUUGUAGAUGGGAUCUCUUCUAAUAAAAAUAGUUCCUGAUGA